This is a messenger RNA of Vitrella brassicaformis, 1075 nucleotides long. The record is from the annotation of a GenBank genome assembly. NCBI's taxonomy places the organism in Eukaryota, Vitrellaceae.
CUCACGCCCUACCUCAACCACAUCGAACAGACCGUCCAGUCGAUGCUCACCAACGACAAGGCAAGACAGACACACCCAUACACAUAUAACCAUCCUUACGUGUGGAUGUGGUCUGUCUGUCUGUGUGUGUCAUUUCUCCGUCAGCUGGGCGACACUGACCGUCUACAUCUGCUCAAGACCCUGAUAUCCCUCAACACGUCCACACAGCCGUUCGAGUCUCAGCGGCAGCUGCUCACCGCCGCCAUCGCCCCCACCAUCCAGCAGCUGACAGACCCCGCCCUACAAAAGGCCGCGGCCUCCCUCCCCGACCUGGUGCAGCUGCUAUUCAGCACAUCGCAGGCCAGGACGGACCCCGCACAGCAAGACAGACUCGUCACACAACGGUAAGGAUGAAAGCAGCCACAGACACCCACCCAUCUCUUCUUCAUCUACCGUCUCUGUGUCUAUCUGUGCAGCGGUGAUCUGAAGCGUCGGCUGAACGCCCUGUCUGUUGCAGUGCGGUGGACCAACGUGCCCUCGUCCAUGGAGGCCGCCAAAAAGGGCGGCUUCCUCCGCGACCUGCCCCCUUUACCCCCAGCAGCAGCCAAUAGCACGACCCCUUCGCCCACUGAGCCUCGCAUCGCCAUCAAGCACCCACUGGACGACGCGCUGGGUGACCUGCUACCGAUGCUCUUCAGCCUUCUCGCUGCCCUACACACUCUCUGGACACCACAGGUGAAUGGCUGACAUGAGAAGCGGCUCUCACACACAUAACACAGGCGUUUGUUGUCCGUGCACGUCAGUUUCUGGAGUCGGCCGAGUAUCGCUGGACGCAUUCCUUCCUCGACAUUGGUGAAGACGACAUCAUCACCAUAGAGGGACCGGGCGUCCGCACACACCCACAGAUCCGCGAGGAGGCCACGCGGCUCUACCCCGGCCCAAGGGACGUCGCCAUGGACUUCGGCUGGGUGAGGGACGCCAGGCGGCAGCUCUUCCACAUCCGGAUCGAGCUGUACCGGCUGAUCGGGAUGCUCAGCCGCAUCAAGGCGGGCUUCUACGGCCACCCACGGCUGGCGCAGCUGCUCACGGGCCAGCU